Messenger RNA from Manduca sexta (tobacco hornworm), 2507 nucleotides. RefSeq names its product molybdenum cofactor biosynthesis protein 1 (gene Mocs1). NCBI's taxonomy places the organism in Eukaryota, Metazoa, Arthropoda, Insecta, Lepidoptera, Sphingidae. Gene Ontology annotation, biological process: Mo-molybdopterin cofactor biosynthetic process. Bases 141 to 2120 code for a protein of 659 amino acids. Gene Ontology annotation, molecular function: GTP 3',8'-cyclase activity; 4 iron, 4 sulfur cluster binding; metal ion binding. The record is from RefSeq and is a predicted model, not a curated record. The transcript is spliced from 9 exons.
UGGGAGGGGACUGAGGAGUUAUCAACUUUUGACGUUUAACAACGUAAACAGAGCCAAAAACAGAGCUACUUGAGAGCUGUUGACUGCAAAUUCAAUAUUUCAUUUUCGUUAGUGUUGUCGCCGCGAACACAAGUCUUAUAAUGAGAUUUCGAGUAAAUAAUUUAUUAAACUUAUCACGUGUGAUCGAAAAUGAUGCGACAGCAGGAGUUUGCGCACGUCCUCUGAGCCGGUUUCGUCGCACAUACAGCGAUGUGGCGAGUACAGCCGCCGUGGCAGCGCAAAGCGAGUCCGCGCCGGAGCCAGGCCUGGGACUUAACACCACCGAGCCGCUGACGGACCUGCACGGACGCCGUCACAACUACUUGCGCAUUUCGCUCACGGAGCGAUGCAACUUACGAUGCCAGUAUUGUAUGCCGGCGGAGGGUGUGCCGCUGUCGCCAAAGGGCGCGCUACUGUCACGCGAGGAACUAGCGCGGCUGGUGCGCGUGUUCGCCGCCGCCGGCGUUGACAAGGUGCGACUCACCGGUGGCGAGCCCACACUGCGCGCAGACCUCGCCGACAUCAUCCAAAGCAUCAAGGAGGGCGGCGGCGUGCGCUCGGUGUCUAUAACGACCAACGGGCUGGUGCUGACGCGGCGGCUGGUGGCGCUGCAGCGCGCGGGGCUGGACGCGCUCAACGUGUCGCUCGACACGCUGCGCGCGCCGCGCUACGAGCACAUGACGCGCCGCGCCGGUCUAUCACGCGUGCUGGCCGGCAUCGACCUGGCGCUGCAGCUUGGCUACAAGCCCGUCAAGAUCAACACAGUGCUCAUGAAGGGAUUUAACGACGAUGAAAUAUGCGACUUCGUGGAAUUUACAAAAGACAAAGAUGUGGAAGUGAGGUUCAUCGAAUUUAUGCCAUUUGCGGGAAACGAGUGGGAUGACAGCAAGUUGGUGCCGUAUCGACGUGCCUUGAAGGCCGUGGUGGAGCGCUUCCCCGACCUGCAGCCCGCCGUGCCGCGACCGCACGACACAGCGCGCGUGUGGCAAGUGCCUGGCUUCGCGGGCAGCGUGGGCUUCAUCUCCUCCAUGACGCAGCACUUCUGUUCUUCGUGCAACCGACUGCGUCUCACAGCCGAUGGAAACCUCAAGGUGUGCUUGUUCGGUGCGUCGGAAGUGUCAUUGCGGGACGCGCUGCGCACAGGAGCAGAUGACGCACAGCUCGACCGACUCGUGCGACUCGCGUUGCGCAACAAAAAACCGCAGCACGCCGGUAAUUAUGCACACCAGCCGGCUCCGGCGCCCCACCACCCGAUCUCCGUUCACUGUUGCACCUGUACUUGUAGGCAUGCAGAAUCUCGCCCACAUGGAGAACCGCCCUAUGAUUCUCAUAGGCGGCUAGGGUCGGCGCCCGGCCGCACCCUCAGAGAUGUGCCAACGUUCACAGCGCGGAGGACGGUGACGCCGAGCCGGCGAGUGCCGCGCGGCGCCGGCGUGCUGCUGGCGGCCCGCGCGCGCCUCCCCGCCGCGCCGCUCGCCGCGCGCGCCUACUGCUCCGCGUCCGACGACGAGUCGGGCGGCGCGCUCACUCACUUCGACGCGCAGGGCCGCGCGCGCAUGGUGGACGUCGGCGAGAAGCCGGUGACGCGGCGCGUGGCCGAGGCCGAGUGCGCGCUCGAGGUGAGUGCGCGCGUGCUGCGGCUGCUGCGCGACGCCCGCCUGCCCAAGGGCGACGCGCUCACCGUGGCGCAGGUGGCGGGCGCGCUGGCCGCCAAGCGCACGGCCGAGCUGAUCCCGCUGUGCCACCCGCUGCCGCUGGACUCGGUGCGCGUGCACGUGGUGCUGCCGCGCGGCGAGUGUGCGGCGGGCGGCGCCAUCGCGGUGCGCUGCGAGGCGCGCGUGACGGCGCGCACGGGCGCCGAGAUGGAGGCGCUGACGGGAGCCGCGGUGGCCGCGCUGGCGCUCUACGACAUGUGCAAGGCGGUGGACAAGAAGAUGCGCAUCACGGGGCUGCGCGUCGUGCGCAAGACGGGCGGCUCGAGCGACACGGCUCGCGAGGAGCCGCCGCCGCUGCGAGCCCACGACGAGUCGCCGCUGGCGCCAGGCGAGACCUACGCGCCCACCAACUUUGCAUAUUUUUGACAGGUGUAGUCUGGGCCCCGCGUUUGUGAGCGAAUGGACGCUCUCUGUACUCUCUCUCAUUAAUUGUCAGUGACUAAUAUUCAAAAUAUUGUGCCACAUAACAAGGUGCUGUGUAUCUGUCUGAUACAUGGAUGUGUAUGACUUGGACUAUGCAGGUUGUGAUUGUGAGCUGUUUCAUAUAAUGAUAUGUCAUGUUUACAGUCUUACUAAUGUUCACCUCUUGUGCACUUAUACUCCAAUGGUAUAAAAUAUAUGUGCAUCAGUUAGUGUGCUUUUACUGUGUGAAUGAUGUCUCACGGCUUUUGAUAUGUGCGGGUUAGCACAAGCACAAUAUGUGUAACUUGGGUGAUAGGCAAUCAGGGAUAAUAAACAUUUUAUUUAAGCAAA